Messenger RNA from Phyllotreta striolata, 2299 nucleotides. Lineage: Eukaryota; Metazoa; Arthropoda; Insecta; Coleoptera; Chrysomelidae. The record is from the annotation of a GenBank genome assembly.
GUUGUGCAGUUGGCAGUAAAAUAAACAAUGGCGCUGACACGAUAGUAUGGUUCUGCGGUUAAAUUUGUUUUUAUUAUGGUUUUCUGGAUAUCCUUACUUAUUGGAGAUAUGACGGAGGAUAAUACAGAUAAAUAAUAUAGCAUCAAAAUGGUAUCACACAUAUCAAUAGGUUGGUGUAGAUAGAAGUUCUCGAUACAAUGUUAUAGAAUGGCUUCUAAUUCAUACAACAGGGUGGAAUGGGUAGAAAUAAUCGAGCCCAAGACGCAGGAACACAUGUACGCCAAUUUGGCUACAGGAGAAUGUGUGUGGGACCCUCCAGAAGGUGUACCUGUCAAACGAACGGACUCCAACCAGUGGUGGGAACUUUUCGAUCAAAACACAGCUAGAUUUUACUACUACAACGCUACAUCACAAAAGACAGUAUGGCAUAAACCUACUAAUUGCGAUAUUAUCCCUUUGGCCAAGCUACAAACACUCAAACACAACACGGACUGUACGCCAGCCGCAACCAGCCACCAGUCCACGCAAACGGGCCAUCUCACCGAACGAGGCCAAGUAUUGAGCCUAUCGGCGAGCACCCCCCAAUUGAGGCGCAAACCCAGUGACCUGUGCCGGAGCAGCAGCUUUAGCCAGAGGGGCGCCGAGGCUCCGCUCUACUCCAACUGGCACGACUCCCAGCUGCUUCCGCUCGAGCAUUUCCUGCUCAACAACAGCCGCGACUCCGACAGCGACCAUUCGGAUAGCGGCAGCGAAUCCUUGACGGGCCAUGAGCCGGACAACGAAGAUUCCGACCAGUCCGAGGGCAGUUACCUGCCCCACCGAUUGUCCCACCGGCCUGUGGAAUACCUGAAUCUCCCGACAGCAGCUAGCACUGAACCGAGGGAGAGGGACAGGGAGAUGAAAGAGAGGCCGUCUGUACCGCUGCUGAAGCCUUUGGCCGAGCCACCGUUGCAGCCCGAACGGGAAGCCGAUAUGGAAAAGUUCGCUGUCGACAAUCUGAAUUUAGGCGGAAGGGGAUUGUUCAGGAGGAAAGCAAGUGUUCGUGAUUUACUCAGCUGGUCGGAACGGAGCCUGCAAAGGCCUCUGUUGGCGUCCAGUAAACCCGUGGCUCGUCAAGCUUUAGAAAUGUUCAGGCAAGUUCAGAUGUACAUGGGAGAUCGGAAAGCGAGGCCCGGAACUUCCCUGAAUUCUCUACUGAUGGAAAUACUCGGAACGGCCCACGUGCAGGGCCUUCUUAGAGACGAACUGUUCGUGCAGUUGUGCAGACAAACCACGGAGAACCCUCGGAAGGAAUCGCUGGUUCGCGGUUGGGAAUUACUCACCAUCGCGCUCGCUUUCGUUCCCCCGAGUCCCGUAUUCCAACCGGCUCUCUUGGGCUACUUAAAUAGGCAUAGAGACCCUACCUUUUCGAGGGUGUUCCCCGAUGUAAAUAGAUGGCCAAUUCACGUUCAAGUCAACCAUUAUGCGACAGUCGCGUGCCAAAGAUUAGAGAGAAUAGGAGCAGGCGGUAAACGAACCGCGAGGCGCCCCCAAAUAGACGAUAUCGAAGCCGCUCGAAAGCAGAUAUUCCAAGCGAGCAUGUUCGGUAACACGUUGCGCGAGGUGAUGCAAUUGCAGGCGAGCCGCUGGCCGAACCGCAGGCUGCCCUGGCCCCAGGUCGAGCUCUCGCAGCAAGUGUUGAAGCUGCAGGGUCUGACGACCGAGGGGAUAUUCCGCGUGUCGGCCGACGUGGACGAAGUGAACCGAUUGAAGGCGCAGAUGGACCUGUGGGAGAACAGCGAGCCGAGCGACGCCCACGUGCCGGCGAACCUGCUGAAAUUGUGGCUGCGCGAGCUGUACGAGCCGCUCAUACCGGACUCGCUGUAUCAGGAUUGCGUGGCGGAGCCGAUGACUCCUCGGCGCGCGUGCGAUUUAGUUCUACGCCUGCCGACGUUGCAUAGGCUUGUAUUAUGUUACCUAAUUAGGUUCCUUCAGACGUUUAAUAAGCCUGAGGUUAUACAACACACCAAAAUGGACGCUUCCAACUUAGCUAUGGUGUUCGCUCCGAAUUGCUUGAGAUGCAUGGCUAGUGAUCCCCGUACCAUGUUCGACAAUGCACGGAAGGAGAUGGCUUUUAUGAGAUGCCUCAUACAAGAGUUAGAUACUGAAUGUGUUCGGGAUAUGAUCUGACCUCGAAUUUUUAAUGUAUAUAUAUAACAUAUUUAUAUAAACAUACCAUUUAUUGUAACAUUUUUUAUUACAAAAUUAUUAUUUCAAUGUGAGUUAAUUUUUAUUAUUACUUUUACAAAUUGUGAUUUAA